GGUUUAUCUAAUUAAUAAAAGACCGAUUAGACAAAUUUAAUAAGUUUAUUUAAUUUUCUGUCUAGAAACUUGAACAAAUACCAGCACUAUUAUUUUUAGAAGUGUAUUAGUUUACUGCAGAGGUUGUGAUCUGAAACCGUAAAAGUUACCAACUAUUUAAAUUUAAUAACAGAUUGCAAACUACGAAGUAAAAUUGCAAUUUUUUACAACAUUAAGAAGAAAUAAAAAUGGAGUUUAGAGCAAUCUCGUUCCCAGUGGCCUUGCUUUUAUUUCAAGUUCUACUUAUUUGUUUAUAUGCAGGCUUUGUAAAUUACGAUGAAUCUGGACCUUUACAAGACAAUAUAAACUAUUAUCCAGUAUUUCAAGACGUUCAUGUUAUGAUCAUUAUUGGUUUUGGGUUUCUUAUGACAUUUUUAAAAAGAUAUGGAUAUGGAGCAGUUUCAUAUAAUUUGUUGCUCGCAGCAGUUACCAUUCAGUGGUCAAUACUUCUUAAUGCAUGGGUGUCUAAUCAAACAUCAAAGUUCAAAGGCAAGCAAGUGACUCUUGGAGAAGUCAAACUUGGAUUAAAAGAUGUAACAUUUGCUGACAUAUCAUGUACUCCUAUUCUGAUUACAUUCGGUGCUAUUCUUGGUAAAGCAAGUCAUUUACAACUUUUCGUAAUUGCCAUCAUUGAAACUAUAAUAUAUGUUGUAAAUAAUAAUAUUAUCACUGAUAUAUUUGAAACUGCUGAUGCUGGAGGAACUGUGUCAUUGCAUUUGUUUGGAGCUUAUUUUGGUUUAGCAGUUGCAUUUGUUCUGAAAAAUUCAGGAGAUCCUUAUGGAAAGGAAUCAUCUAGUUAUAAUUCAGAUAUUUUUUCAAUGAUUGGUACAUUGUUUCUAUGGGUAUUUUGGCCAAGUUUUAAUGCAGGAACUCUCGUUGGUAAACCUUUGCAGAUUAACAGAGCAGUAAUCAAUACGUACAUUGCUUUGGCAGCUGGAGCUGUAACCUCAUUUGGUGUUUCAUCUUUAGUAAAUAAAUCAUAUAAAUUCAAAAUGGUACUUAUGCAGAAUGCAACAAUAGCUGCAGGUGUAGCUGUUGGAAUAUCCAGUGACCUUUUAAUUAGACCUUGGGGAGCAAUGUUAAUUGGUUUGACUGCUUCUACUAUUUGCGUUCUUGGUUUCACUUAUCUCACGCCUCGCCUAAAUAAACUCUCAAUCCAUGAUACAUGUGGCGUACAUAAUUUGCAUGGGAUGCCAGCUCUAUUUGGUGCUUGUUGUGCAGCAAUUUGUGCUAUUGCUAUUCCCCCUGGAAAAUACUCUGCAGAGGAUUUCAAAUCAAUCUACACUGCAUCAGCUGAAAGAUCGCCUCUUAAGCAAGGUGGUUUCCAAUUUGCAGCAAUUAUUGUAACAUUGGCAUUUGCUAUCAUUUGCGGCUUGAUCACAGGUUAUAUUAUAACAUUUUUAAAGAAUCCUCCUGAAGAAAACCGUUAUGACGAUGCAGGAGAGUUUGAGGUUAUGCCAGAGCAAACAAUUCAAUAUGAACGUAUCACUGACGAAGUAAACAUUACUAUGGCGUAAAUAGGAAAUUAAAUCGAACAAGUCAAAUUGCGAUAAAUUUUACUGUUAGCUAAAUAAUUAAAAACUUUUAGCUUAGAAGUGCUAGUUUCAAUUUUUUUUAAAUUUGUUCAAAUGUUUUUUAGAUUUAGAUGAAAUUUUGAAUGGUAAA
Hydra vulgaris (swiftwater hydra) is the source of this 1704-nucleotide messenger RNA. Its product is annotated as ammonium transporter Rh type C. NCBI's taxonomy places the organism in Eukaryota, Metazoa, Cnidaria, Hydrozoa, Anthoathecata, Hydridae. Gene Ontology annotation, molecular function: ammonium channel activity. The record is from RefSeq and is a predicted model, not a curated record. Gene Ontology annotation, biological process: ammonium transmembrane transport; ammonium homeostasis. Gene Ontology annotation, cellular component: plasma membrane.